GGAUUUUAUGUAUAUUCAGCAUAAUUUUGUGGCCUCUCUUUUGGUCUGGUAUUCGCUUAAGAGUCCUCUGCUUAUAAUGUUUCAGUAAGUGUUCUUAUGCUGGAGUGCCAAGACCAACGCUGGAACUUGGAAUAUUUGAAAUCAAAUAAAAUAACUUAAAAGAGUUGAUAUUACCAAGACUCCUUACAUUAAAUUACCUUCGUUUUGGACAUGCGAAACAUCGAACAUGAGUAUUCAUUCAUGUUUGAAUACUCUGGUUACCGCAGUAAAUUCAUCGGAAUGCCCUACGACAGGGAGUUUGAGAUAAUGUGGCAGCAGAUUGGCGAAGAACUCCGUUCGAGACACAAUCGAUUUGUGGGCAUGCCCUUCGAUAGUGGAUUUGAACGGAUGUGGCGCCAAAUCGGAGAAGAUUUAAAGCGAGAUCAGGAGAUAGUCGACUUCGCACUCGGCUUCCAACGGAAUUUAACCCUCUACGAAAAGGAGGAAGCGGUUGUCGGCCCACUUGAGUCUUUUAUUGAACGCAGAUAAAAUAUAUUCAAUUUUAUUGAAAGGCAUGUUAUUGUUAAAAGUACGUAUGUAUGUCUAUUAAGUAUGCAUUGUAAAGAUUACGAUCGGUUUGGUUAAAAUAAUUUAUUGUUUCGGAAUUGGUUUCAAAGUCGAAUAAGUUAAGCGGUAACUUGCAUUCGAUUGGAAAAAAAGGUAA
Molecule: messenger RNA, 703 nt
Organism: Drosophila suzukii
Lineage: Eukaryota; Metazoa; Arthropoda; Insecta; Diptera; Drosophilidae
Source: RefSeq, a predicted model, not a curated record